AUGUCUUCGUUGGUAUCGCUGGCAGAGGAACUGCUAGCUCAGGCAAAAGAAGUUGAGCAACUGCUUGAGCAAAAUAAUCUUCCACCUACGUCCUUCGACAAAGACACUCUCGAGUUACUGCCGGAUGGUGCUCAAAAGCUACGAUGGGAUCUUCUUGAUACAAGUCACACAAUUACGCAACUCCUCAGAGGUGCUAGGCUCUCCGGAUUGGAUAUAGCUUUUGGGUGGACGGACCAACUCAUCUUGCGAAUAAUAUGGCGAUACAGGCUGGCAUCUGCCAUACCCCUCGAUGGGACGGCGACCUACGAUGAGAUUUCGGCUACCAGCGGGCUGGGCAGAUCUCUCGUUACUCGAACAAUUCGAUCAGCCAUGACAUUGAACAUAUUCGACGAACCAGUGCCGGGUCAGAUUUGCCAUACUGCCAUAUCCAGGCUGCUAGCCGCAGACGAUGGCUACUACAGCGCUAUAGGUCUUCAGCUCGAGGAUAUUGGUCCCGCGAGUUUGAAGCUGAUUGAGGCCUGGCAAAAAUUUGGCGACGACGCUGGAGAGCCUGAUCAGAGUGCCUUCAGUCUGCAGAAUGGCGGGCGAUCACUCUUCACCGUUUUGGCUGAAGAGCCGGAACGCGCCAAUCGCUUCGACGGGGCGAUGAAGUAUUGCGUCGAAGAUAAAGACUUCAAUUUCUUCGACAUCAUCAACGGAUUCGACUGGUCAACGCUGGAUAGACCUGGGGCCCGACUGGUCGAUCUUGGUGGUGGAUAUGGGCAGAUUUCCCAAGCCCUGGCCAAGCAGACUCAAAAUCUGUCCUUUACCAUUCAUGAUCUUCCUCAUGUUGUAGAAAAGGGUCGAAAAUUGCUCCCAGCCGAGCUCAACGAACGGAUUUCUUUCCAGGAGCAAAACUUUAUGGAGCCUCAACAGUCAGAAAACCCGCCAGACGCAUACUUAAUCAGCCGAUGUCUUCAUAACUGGAGUGACCAUCACAGCGCCAUCAUUCUUCGUGCUCUUAUUCCAGCGUUGCGAAAAGGCUCCAAGAUCCUUAUCUGGGACUCAGUCUUGGAGGACAGGCCAGUGAAGAAAUUAUCCGGCAAGUUCAAUUUCCAACAGGACUUUAUCAUGGCAACAAUCUCCAAUGGAAAAGAUAGAUCAGCAGACGAGUUUAGACGCGUCUUGGAGUUAAGCGAUUCACGGUUCACGAUGGAAGGCGUACGAAGACCAGAGGGUUGUAAGCUCGCAAUGGUCGAAGUAACAUGGAACCCUUGA
Molecule: messenger RNA, 1257 nt
Organism: Trichoderma aggressivum f. europaeum
Lineage: Eukaryota; Fungi; Ascomycota; Sordariomycetes; Hypocreales; Hypocreaceae
Exons: 2
Coding region: 1-1257 (418 amino acids)
Molecular function (GO): O-methyltransferase activity
Source: RefSeq, a predicted model, not a curated record